Molecule: messenger RNA, 1805 nt
Organism: Paramisgurnus dabryanus
Lineage: Eukaryota; Metazoa; Chordata; Actinopteri; Cypriniformes; Cobitidae
Source: RefSeq, a predicted model, not a curated record
GGCCCUGAAGUGCAAACCACAACAACAAAUUACUAAACAACAACAACAACAAAUAAAAAAACAACAAAUUAAAAAAAACACUACAACAAAUUAAAAAACAAUACAGCAAAUAAAAAACACUACAGCAAAUUACAAAACACUACAGCAAAUUAAAAACUACUACAGCAAAUUACAAAACACUACAGCAAAUUAAAAACUACUACAGCAAAUUAAAAAACACUACAACAAAAUUAAAAACAAAUACAAAAUAAAAAACACAACAGCAAGUUAAAAAACACUACAGCAAAUUAAAAAGCACAACUACAAAUUUAAAAACACUACAACAAACUAAAAACACAACUACAAAUUUAAAACACUACAACAAAAUAAAAAACCAUAACAAAAUAAAAAACACAACAGCAAGUUAAAAUAACACUACAACAAAUUAAAAAACACAACAACAAAUUAAAAACACAACUACAAAUUAAAAACACAACUACAAAUUAAAAACACAACUACAAAUUAAAAACACAACUACAUUAACCUACCGGAAGAGGUAGGUACCAGUGGGCAACAUGAGACAUCGCUGAUUGGAUAACACUGCAGUUCGGCUUUUGAACCGGAAGUUAUUCUUCCUGUAGCGCAUUUUUUCAAACAUGAAUGUUACAAAUGACCCAAACGUAGCAGCUGCUAUUCAAGAGUAUUUUGAUUCAGGACAUACAUACGAGGUGAUAUUGGAUAUGCUUAGGACUAAUCAUGAAGUUUCAAUGAGUAUGCGGACAUUGAAGACAUAUUUAAAAGAAGCUGGACUGUAUAGACGACGCAACUACUCUCCACUUCCUGAGGUGAGGCGUGCCAUUUUGACCGAACUGCGUGGACCAGGGCAAUUGUUUGGCUAUCGAACCAUGUGGCAAGUUCUGAAACAAAAACACAAGCUGCGUGUUAAGCGUGAAGUAGUUAUGAGACUGUUGAGGCAACUGAAUCCUCAAGGAGUCGCUUUGAGAACUCACAGGAGGUUUACAAGACGCACAUAUCACUCCAUGGGUCCCAACUACAUUUGGCAUGUAGAUGGCUACGACAAACUAAAGCCCUUUGGCUUGGCCCUCUCAGGAUGUAUAGAUGGCUUUUCAAGAAGAAUGAUGUGGCUUGUUUGUGGAUCGACAAACAACAAUCCGUCUGUCAUCGCUCACAAUUUUAUAAACUGCGUCAAGGGUCUUGGUGUGAUACCCAUGAGACUACGAACAGACCUCGGGACAGAAAAUGGGACUAUGGCAGCAAUACUGUGUACCCUCCGUCAUGCGCAUACUGACUAUUAUGCUGGUUUAUCAAGCCACAGUUACGGAUCAUCAACAGGGAAUCAGCGCAUCGAGUCAUGGUGGUCAUUUCUCAGAAGAGGAAGAUCUCAGUUUUGGAUGGACUUGUUUGGAGACCUUAGAGAUUCUGGAAACUUCAAUGGAAGCCAUGAACAUCAAUGCUUGGUGAGAUUCUGCUUCAUCAGUGUUCUUCAGAAAGACCUGGAUGAAUGCAAAGACAUCUGGAACAAACACAGGAUCCGGCCAAGCAGACUUGCAUCAUGUCCUGGGGGGAUUCCAAAUGAACUGUAUCUUUUGCCUCACAGAUAUGGUUCAAGGGACUGUGGAUUUGCUGUUGAGGAGAGGGAACUGGAUGUGUUCCCUGAGGCGAGGCAAGCGUUUGAUUUGUGCGGUGAUCCAAACAUUGAGGAAUACCUACAACAGGCUGUACGACAAAAUGGACUGCAGCAGCCACAAGACUGGGAAUCAGCCACAGAACUGUAUUUAGCUCUGAAAGACAUAGCUGGGCUGUAG